AUGACGGGAAAAGAACAUCCUCCACAGUUGUCGUCCGUGCCUUCUUUGGAAUUCCACGAAGAAAUCGUGUCCGAAUUACUCUCGAAAGACGGCAUCGCGGUCCUCGCGGAAGGGUUAGGUGUAGCCACGGUUUUGGCGAUGACGAUAAAAAAGUCGCACGAAGAAGCGACGAGGACAGAGACGAGGAGGAAAGAGAAGAUGCGUUUGUUUGAGGAGGAAAAGAAGGAGACGAUUGGAGAGGCGUUUGUGCUUCCUGCUGCUGCUGCUAAAACUGCGACGACGACGCAGACGACGAUGCAGACGACGACAUCGAAGAAAGAAGAAGAAGAAGACAAUACUAAUAACAAUAUAGUGAAACCGAAAGUGGUUGUCAUAGUUGGCGCGUCGGAAACGUUACGAACGGCGACGAUUCGAGAAUACGAACGGUUGUAUCCGGAAGUCGCGCACGCGCCUUUAGACGUCACCGCGGACGUCUCGAUGGCGAUUCGGGCGAGGAAUUACGCCAUAGGAACGCCGUGUUUUGUCACGAGUAGGAUAUUUGCGGUAGAUUUGUUGGCGAAUAGGUUACCGGCGGAGAAUGUGGCCGGGAUGAUUGUCGCGAACGCGCACUCGGUGGAAGAUAUUUCUGGCGAAGGUUUUUGCGCCAGAUUGUUUCGCGAAAAGAACAGAAGAGGUUUUAUGCGAGGUUUGACCGAUCGCCCGUACGACGCGUCGAAAGCGUUUGAAGGCGUGGAGAGGUCCAUGAAGUCGUUGUUUGUGAGGAACGUGACGUUUUGGCCUCGGUUUCGGAUGAACGUGAAGAGCUGUUUAGACCCGCACGAACCGAACGUCGUCGAGUUGCGACAAGAGAUGACGGAGGAUAUGAAAAAGAUUCAAGAAGCUAUCGUGCAGGUGAUGGAUCAGUGCAUGAAAGAGUUGCGGAAGAGCGAUUUCGUGGACGUGGCGGAGUUGACGGUACAAUCUGGUCUGUUCAAAUCGUUCGACGCGACGAUUUCGAGACAGUUGGAGCCGAUGUGGAACAUCGUUCCGAGGAAGACGAAACAGUUGGUGAGGGAUUUACGAACGUUGCGACGGUUAGCCGAUUUAGUGUUAAAAAUAGACGCGGUAUCGUUUCUAAAACAUUGCGAAAUGUUGAAAGUCACCGAAAGGUAUGACUCGUAUUGGAUGUUUUCGGAUGCGGCUGGGGAGAUUUUCAAACGAGCGAAAGACCGCGUCUAUCGAUUAAAGAGGAAACCAAUUGAAAUUUCCAAGCAGAAGAAAGAAGAGCUGAGAGCGUUGAACAUUAAAGACGAGAAGAAGUACGAGACGAGUGUUGUCCCAACGUUUGAACCGAUGCCGAAGUGGAUGUUACUGGAGGAAGUCAUUCAGGAGAUUCGCGAAGAUGCCUCGGAUAGAAAGUUGCCGAAGGACGAUCAGAGGAUCGUCGUUGCGGCGAAAGACGAGGCAGCGGUGAGAGUGUUGGAGAUGUUGUUAGUGCACGGAUCGGAAAAGGUUUCGAACGCAAAGUGGGAAGACUUUUUGAAGUCGAGAGUAGGAAGAGCGUCCACGGCGGCGAAAGUGCAGGAACAACAGCUUCAGCAACAACACGCUGGAGGACGAGGUCGCGGCGGCGGCAGAGGCGGGAAUUUUUACUCCGCGUCGUACGGUCGAGGCAGAGGCGGAGUAAGAGGCGGACGAGGUUCUGGACCUGGAAUCGGUCGAGGCGGGCGCGUCAUGGGGUAUAACAACGCCCAAGGGCUAGCCGGUGGAUUCUCCAUGCCUGCGGACGAGCGAGACGCGCUGGCGAAAGAAGCCUUGAGGCGCGCCAAGGAGAAGAAACAGAAGAGAAAGGUAGAGCGCCUAGCCGCACGUCCGGACAUCGACCCUUCUUCGUUAAACUCUACGGAAGAACAGAACGACGAUGAAAGCGAUGCAAAAGUAAAGAAGACAACGAAGAAGGGAAACGAUGAAGACAACGAAGAAGACGAAGAAGACGAAGUCGCGCUCGCCUCGCAGAAGAAUCGUAAAGAGGGCAUUUACUUCGUUCCCAUCGACGCGCGCGACCCAUCGCAGUUAGCCAUCUACGCACCAAGCUACGUCAUCGUGUACGACCCAGACGCUGCCUUUAUUCGCGAACUCGAGGUCUUUGCCGCGUCUCGACCGCAGAGGAAACUGACCGUCUACUUCUUAAUGCACGAUAACUCGACGGAAGAGGAGAAAUAUCUCGCCGCGAUUAAACGCGAAACGGCGGCGUUCGAGCGCUUGUUCAUGAUGAAACAACACAUGGCCGUGCCAGAAGAACAAGAAGGCCGCUUGUACGAACUCGGCGAAGAGGAAGAAAAGGAAGAAAAGGAAGAGCGGCAAACGAGCACGAACCCAAUGCAGUUGGCGCUUUAUAAAGAGCGACAGAUGAAACUCAAAAAACCGUUGUUUGCAAACGACGCUUUAGAUUUGAAAAAGAAGAUGGAAGACGAUGCCGUGUCGACGCGCAAAGCAGGCGGAAGAGUCAUGAAACGACUGACUUUACUCCACGUCGUCGUCGAUAUUCGCGAGUUCAUGUCCACGUUGCCGGCGGUUUUACACCAGUGCGGAUACACUCUUCUACCGUGCACGCUCGAGGUUGGCGAUUACGUGUUAUCUCCGGACAUAUGCGUUGAAAGAAAAGCUAUUCCAGAUUUAGUCCAAUCGCUGAAAUCCGGUCGUUUAUACACGCAAGCCGAAGCGAUGUGUAAACACUACAAGACGGCAAUUUUGUUGAUUGAAUUCGACAAAGAUCGUUCGUUCGCGUUGCAACCAAAAGGCGAAAUUCCCGCACAAAUCAAUCCGGAUUCUUUGCAGACUAAGUUGACGUUGCUCAUACUUAAGUUUCCAAAGUUGCGCAUCAUUUGGUCGCCAAACCAACGAUUCACGGCGCGAGUAUUUGCGGGAUUGAAAAAAGUCGAAGACGAACCAACCAUCGAGAAAGCGACGCGAGUGGGCGUGCCGGACGAUUUUGCAAAAACCGCGGACGGCGAGGACGACGAUCAAAACGUCGACGAACGCGGUUUUAACAAAAAUGGCAUCAAUCAAGCCGCGGUCAACUUUUUGCGUAAACUUCCAGGAGUUACGUCCGGUAACUAUCGCAACGUCAUGCGCCACUGUCGCAACAUCCAAGAAAUUGGCGAUAAAACGAUGGAAGAGUUACAAACCAUUUUAGGCGAUAAACGACGCGGGAAACUUCUCUACGAUUUCCUUCGCUACGACUUAACGCAAUUCCACGACUCGCCAGAUUUACCGAAAUCGAGAGAAGUGACGCACGAGAUGCGACAGAAAAUCGUUGAGAUCGGCGAAAGGGAGAGGAGAGAACGGUUGGAGGCGUGGAAAAAAGAACGCGAAGCGGCGGAGGUGAAAGCGAACGUCUCCAAGGCUGAAUUAGAAACGUUAGAUUAG
Molecule: messenger RNA, 3408 nt
Organism: Bathycoccus prasinos
Lineage: Eukaryota; Viridiplantae; Chlorophyta; Mamiellophyceae; Mamiellales; Bathycoccaceae
Exons: 1
Coding region: 1-3408 (1135 amino acids)
Biological process (GO): double-strand break repair via homologous recombination; resolution of meiotic recombination intermediates; nucleotide-excision repair involved in interstrand cross-link repair
Cellular component (GO): nucleotide-excision repair factor 1 complex
Molecular function (GO): single-stranded DNA binding; single-stranded DNA endonuclease activity; damaged DNA binding
Source: RefSeq, a predicted model, not a curated record